CGCGAGGCGUGCUCCGCGGGUGGGCGUGUCCAUUUCCACCCUCUGGCUCUCCAGUCCGGAGAAGAGCUCCUGAAAGUGGAGGCGCCCGACGUCCCACGGGGUCUGGAGGGACAGCCCGGAGAGGCGACUGGACCCCCGAGGCCCCGCGCUCAGGACAGAAUAAAAGACCAAGCUAUGAUAGCAACUGGUGGAGUAAUAACCGGCCUGGCUGCCUUGAAAAGGCAAGACUCUGCCAGAUCACAGCAUCAUGUCAACCUCAGCCCAUCACCUGCUGCCCAAGAGAAGAAACCAGUCAGGCGUCGGCCUCGGGCUGAUGUCGUGGUUGUUCGAGGCAAAAUCCGGCUUUAUUCCCCAUCUGGUUUUUUCCUCAUUUUAGGAGUGCUUAUCUCCAUUGUAGGAAUUGCAAUGGCAGUCCUUGGAUAUUGGCCCCAAAAAGAACAUUUUAUCGAUGCUGAGACAGCAUUGUCAACAAACGAAACUCAGGUCAUUCGGAACCAAGGCAGUGUAGUGGUUCACUUCUUUGAGCAGCAUUUACAUUCUGAUAAGAUGAAAAUGCUCGGCCCUUUCACAAUGGGGAUUGGCAUCUUCAUUUUCAUUUGUGCUAAUGCCAUUCUUCAUGAGAACCGUGACAAAGAAACCAAAAUCAUACACAUGAGGGAUAUCUAUUCCACGGUCAUUGACAUCCACACGCUAAGGAUCAAGGAGCAAAAGCAUAUGAAUGGCAUCUACACUGGUUUGAUGGGAGAAACAGAAGUAAAACAGAAUGGGAGCUCCUGUGCCUCAAGACUGGCAGCAAAUACCAUCGCCUCUUUCUCGGGUUUUAGGAGCAGUUUUCGUAUAGACAGCUCUGUCGAGGAGGAUGAGCUUGUGCUGAAUGAAAGUAAGAGUUUGGGGCAUCUUAUGCCACCUUUGCCCUCUGACAGCUCCAUCUCUGUCUUUGGCCUCUAUCCACCUCCUUCCAAGACAACCGAUGAUAAGACCAGCGGCCCUAAGAAAUGUGAAACCAAGUCAAUUGUGUCAUCAUCCAUCAGUGCAUUCACAUUGCCUGUCAUCAAACUUAAUAACUGUGUUAUUGAUGAGCCCAGCAUAGAUAACAUCACCGAGGAUGCUGAGCACCUCAAAAGUAGGUCAAGGAAUUUGUCGAUGGAUUCCCUUGUGGUCCCUUUGCCCAACACCAGUGAGUCCUUCCAGCCCGUCAGCACGAUGCUCCCACGGAAUAAUUCCGUUGGGGAGUCAUUGUCAAGUCAGUACAAGUCUUCUGUGGCCCUUGGACCUGGAGCUGGGCAGCUCUUAUCUCCUGGGGCUGCUAGAAGACAGUUUGGGUCCAACACAUCCUUGCAUUUGCUCUCGUCACAUUCAAAAUCCUUAGACUUAGACCGGGGUCCCUCCACCCUAACUGUUCAGGCAGAACAACGGAAACAUCCAAGUUGGCCUCGGUUGGAUCGAAGCAACAGCAAAGGGUAUACGAAACUAGAGAACAAAGAGGACCCGAUGGAGAGGUUGCUUGUGCCCCAAGCUGCAGUCAAAAAAGACUUUACCAAUAAGGAGAAGCUUCUUAUGAUUUCACGAUCUCACAAUAAUUUGAGUUUUGAACAUGAUGAGUUUUUGAGUAACAACCUAAAGCGGGGAACCUCUGAAACAAAGUUUUAAUGUUAGAAAAAUAUAUCGUUUUACGAGGCUAUAUAUUUUAAAACUGUUUUCACCAGUGUUUCCUUGUUAAACAUUGGUUGUAAGCCUUUUUAAUCAAAUGGUUUGUAGUGUAUUAGACCUGGCUGCUUAAUUCUCUAAUGGAGAUGGUUGUAUGUUCCGGUUACUUAUGAUUGCAGUAUUCUAUAUUAUCACAUACGAUUUUAUUUUUUCCACUCAUUUGAAAGCUCAUGAUCUCUUUCCACUCAUGACAUUUUUUACUAAUAUGAAUUCAAAAUACUUCACUCUGAAUUAAAGUUCCUUUUCUCUACUUUUAUGUUCUUUCAUUGAUGGUCAUAUUCAUUGGAUGAAAUGUCCAGUUUGGAAAAGGUAGGGUACCAGAUGUGGACUAGAAGUACCAAAUUCUGGCCUAAGAUUCAGUGUGUAUUUAUAAAUGAGUGUAAGUGCAAAUCUUGAUGUGAUUUUCUGAAUAAUUGCUUUUAUAUAGGAUUGAUUAAAUUAUUUAAAAGAAAAAAGAUCUAGCUUUUGUGUGAGCUACAUAAUGAGUUGGUUAAAUUGGUUUAGCUCUUUGUAAACUAAUUGAUAUGAAUUGAUUAAGUUGGUUGUGACUCCUAUCCUGAGCUCUAGAUAGGUAGUAAUUUUUUCAACAUCAAUUCUAUUUGAGUCAUAUUUUAUCAAGAAACCAUGUAUUCAAGAGCCAUGGCUGAGAAUGCCAGAUAUUCUUAGGGGUAAAUAUCAAAAUGCUGUUAGCUAAGGUUUUAGAUAAACAGAAUCAAAAUUUCUUUGCAGCUGACUUGAAAAAUGAAUGAACCAAUAUAGUUUUUAGAAGUGCUAUCUUGAAAUAAUUAUAUCCAU
Molecule: messenger RNA, 2502 nt
Organism: Ceratotherium simum simum (southern white rhinoceros)
Lineage: Eukaryota; Metazoa; Chordata; Mammalia; Perissodactyla; Rhinocerotidae
Source: RefSeq, a predicted model, not a curated record